Cydia fagiglandana is the source of this 593-nucleotide messenger RNA. RefSeq names its product large ribosomal subunit protein bL27m (gene mRpL27). The record is from RefSeq and is a predicted model, not a curated record. Gene Ontology annotation, molecular function: structural constituent of ribosome. The transcript is spliced from 3 exons. The coding region runs from base 108 to 527 and encodes 139 amino acids. Gene Ontology annotation, biological process: translation. Gene Ontology annotation, cellular component: mitochondrial large ribosomal subunit; ribosome. Lineage: Eukaryota; Metazoa; Arthropoda; Insecta; Lepidoptera; Tortricidae.
GAGCAUAUUAUGUCUAUGCGAAGAGCGAUCUCGCGAAUAAAAGUAAAGUAAAUUCCAAAGAAAUAACUAACAAUUUAAAGUGAACGUAGUGAAAUAUCGGAUCUAUAAUGGUUUUAAAUUUUUUAUUUACAAAGAGCAAAGUAUCUACGGUUCUACUUGAAUCUGUGCGGAAUGCCAGUAAGAAGACUGGCGGCAGCACGAAGAAUACGAAUUGCAAAGUAAAACCGAAGCACAGAGGAUGGAAGAAACAGGAUGGUCAUACUGUGCAGGCAGGGAACAUACUUGCGACACAAAGGACUCCUAGGUUUCAUCCUGGACUUAAUGUUGGAUUUGGUCGCAACGGCACACUGUUUGCCAUGGAGCCGGGUAAAGUGGUUGUGACAUGUGAGAAAUUUGAUCCUAACUGGGAGCACACAUGGGUCCAGCGGGUCUACGGAGGCCGGGAACAACAGACCAUCUAUAAGAAAUACUUUAACGUUAUCCCUGCACCACAGCAUCAGAGGUUCAAGCUGGUUGAUGAAGUAUAAAUCAUUUAAUAUGUUUGUGUAAAUAGUUUAUAUAGUAAUAUAGAAUUUGAGCUUAGUGUUGCAGUU